CUGCAACCGCCCAGCCGCGUGACCCUCGCGCGCCAAUGGCCCAGCGGUCUCCCAGGCGACAAAGGGGUCGCUGCUCCUCAGCCUCCGCCACUGAGCCCCCGCCAGCCCCGGGUCCGCACUGCAGAGACCGCGGCGAGCAGGCGCACGGCCCACGUGCUGGGCUGCGGGAGGGCAGCAUCUGAGAGCUGCACUGGGCAGGCAGAGCCACCUAGGCGCGGGGAGCCCAGCAGACGCAGCCCACCGCGCGGCUCACUAGCCAAGGCGGCGGCAGGAGGAGGAGGACUGCCUUGCGCCAGGAGUUGAGCCGCGCCGCGCCGGGCGCCAUGGCGGUGGCUAUGCUGCGCGACUGGUGCCGGUGGAUGGGGGUGAGCGCGCGCAGGGGCCUGCUGGUGCUGGGCAUCCCGGAGGACUGCGAGGAGGCCGAAGUGCACGAGGCCCUGGAGGCGGCCCUCUGGCCGCUGGGCCGCUUCUCUGUGCUUGGCCGGGUGUUCCGCGAGGAGGAGAACGCCGCCGUGGCCCUGGUGGAGCUGGCGCAAGAGGUGGACUACGCGCUGGUGCCCCGCGAGGUCCCGGGCAGCGGGGGGCCCUGGCGCGUGGUGUGCGUGCCGCGCUGCUCAGGCGAGGAGGUCCUGGGUCGCGUGUUCCACUUCCUGGAGCAGCAGGGCCAGACGGCGGAGAGCGUGGCCGGCGCCCUGGGUCUGGGGCUGCAGCGCGUGUGCUGGCUGCGCUCUGUCAGCCAGGCGGCCCAGCCCUGGGUGGAGACCGUGCGCUACCAGCCGCUGGGCGUCUUCUCAGGGCGGGGCGAAGAGCCUGGCCCUGGGGAAGAGCCCUUCGAGGCCUGGCUGGACCACGCAGGCGACAUGCUGCAGGUGUGGCAGUCGGUCUCAGAGCGGGAGCGGCGGCGGCGGCUGCUAGAGGGCCUGCGCGGCACAGCCCUGCAGUUGGUACACGGGCUCUUGGCAGAGAACCCCGCACGCUCAGCGCAGGAGUGCCUGGAUGCCCUUGUCCAGGUCUUCGGGGACACGGACUCGGAAGCGGCCACACGGCUGAGGUGUCUGACAGCCCAGCAGAGGCGAGGCGAGCGCCUGUCCGCCUUCGUGCUGCGGCUGGAGGUCGUGCUGCAGAGGGCCGUGGAGAAGGGUGCCCUGGCCAGAGCCGCGGCCGACCACCUGCGCCUGAGGCAGGUGCUCACCAAGGCCACCCUCAUCGAGCCCCUGGACGAGGCGCUACGCAAGCUGAGACUGGUCGGGAGGGCGCCCAGUUUCUUGGAGAUGCUGGGGCUGGUGCGGGAGUCCGAGUCGUGGGAGGCCACUCUGUUUAGGAAUGACCGGGCCCCACCGGAGGAAGGGGCCGGACCCAGUGCUGGAACACCAGCAGCAGAAGGCAGAGGCAACCCCCCAGUUGAGGGUGACAGGGCACUGGUAGAGGGAGGCGACCCUCCCCCUACAUCUGCCCCUGCCCCUGCAAGUAUCGGGCACACAGGCUCUGCAGAGGUCCUUGGGGCCAGCGUGGGCAGCACCCCAGCGCAGGUGGGCAGCGAACCCGGGGCAGGCCUAGCCUGUGGGCAUGAGGGCCUUGUCCAGGCUGGAGACCCGGAGGCCAUGGAGGCUGAAGCGGCAGUGGCCGAGGUCCCCGGAGAGCGGCUUCAGCCCAUCCUGGAGGAGCCAGAGAACGAGGGCGAGGCGGGAGAUGCGAGCCUGCCCGAGUCCUCCGAGUGCUCCUCUUCGGACCAGUAGGCUGCAUCCUGGCCGCGGGAAGGGCCCGCCAGGCCUCUGCGGGCCCCACCCCAAGCCCCCAACCCCAUCCCGAGGUCGUCGCAGCCACAGGGCCACCACACAGCCCCAGUCUCACACCUGCCACGAGGUGCCAGACCAUGGGGCACCUGGAGAGCCAUGCCCUCGCCCUGCUCCACGGCCUCCUUGGAGCUUCGCCCCUGCUUUUCUGGCAUAGAGACCAGCCAGCUGUUGCUUGCUGUCGUGCAAGUGUGUGUAUGUGUGUGCCUGCAUGCAUGCAUGCCUGUGAGUGCUGACCUCCUUUCCCUCUCCCCUCCCACCUGCUGCCCACCCGAGCAGCUACUCCCUCCGCCAGAGCCAGGCCCAGGCCCAGAGGACAGUGGGCAGCACACACAGACCAGGAUGUGGCUGCCCUCACCCUGAGAGCCAACGCCGGGAAGGAGGAAGGAUGGACCCCCCAGGCCUGGCACGUGCGAGGAGACCCGUGCUUCAAGAUCCACCCAAGCUGUUGUUUGUGACUCUGAUUCCUUCACGUGGUGCCCUGUGCUCAGCCGUGUUUUCCAGUGUUGUUCCCUGCCCGUUCCAGAGUCCCCUUGGGGACCCCAGGGGGAAUGAGGCACUGGGGGCUGCUGGUGGGGUGACUUGCCCCCUCAGUUGUGAUCCCUUCCCUUGGGCAGUUUAUGUUUCUUUUCAAUAAAUCUCAGUCAGUGUUGCUGCUA
Molecule: messenger RNA, 2452 nt
Organism: Echinops telfairi (small Madagascar hedgehog)
Lineage: Eukaryota; Metazoa; Chordata; Mammalia; Afrosoricida; Tenrecidae
Product: PNMA family member 6A
Exons: 2
Coding region: 324-1736 (470 amino acids)
Source: RefSeq, a predicted model, not a curated record